UGUAAAAUGCUAGUUUAUUGAUAACCAUAAUAAUAUAGUUAAUAAUAGUUUUGUUCACCUAACGGUUGUAUGUAUCACCUAAAACUAAUCGGGAAUGAUAUGGAGUUACAUACAUAUGGUAUAAAUGAUUAGGAUGAAAAGACGAAUAAAAUCCGGGUGACUGUCUGCUUGUCCGUCCAUCCGUGCAAGAUUUAACCUUAGUAAAAAUUGAGAUAUCUAAGCACUAAAUUAAGAUAUAAAACUCUAAUAUGGCACAGGAAAUCGGUACAAUUAAAAUCUACUGGGUCUAAUUAUUGAAUCCGCAUCGAAAUCGAAUUCGCUGCGGAUAGAAUUUUCGAUCGAAAAUGUUUAUGCGAUUAUUGAUACCGUCGAUAACCUGCUUUACCAUAACAUAAAGAAACUGUGUUAUCAACAAAUUUGACAAGUUUGAAAAAUUAAAUAAAUUGUCUUAGCUUUUUGAUUCGUUUUUACAAAUAUUUGAAAUGGAUACAAUUGCAUUAUAUUUAAGUGAUAGUGAUGAUGAAAAUAGUGUAAACAUUCGUCGUGAGCGCAGAAAUUUGAGGAAUAUUUCAAAAGACGUGCUGAAAAUGGAUGACUAUAAGUGAGUUGACCUAUUUAAGCUAAAAAAACAAAAUUUUAUUUAUAUAUGUUUGAAUGUAUGUACAUACGCAGUUUCAUCAAAAAUUUUCGGAUCAACAAAAGGGCAUUUAUAUACAUUUUGGGGGAACGCGAAAAUGAACUUGGAAAUGACAAAAGACAAGGUUCUCUUUCUCCAAAAAUAAAACUUGCUGCAUGUCUACGUUUCUUAGCCACGGGUAGUUAUCAACAUUGUAUUGGAAAGGACUUCAAUAGAAAUAUGGCCCAAUCGACAUUUUUAGAUGAAGUACUCAACAUUCUUGAGUACAGGCUGUGUUCAAGGUGGGUCUCCAUUGACAUGACCGCCAGCGAGGAAUUAGAAGCAAAAACAUAUUUGUUUGGCAAAUCAAAAAUUCCUGGUGUGGCAAUGGCAGUUGAUGAACUCACGUAAAGAUAAUGGCACCGUCAACAGAUAAACAUGUGUAUUUUAACCGCAAAGGAUUCUCAAGUGUGAAUGUUAUGCUGGUUAGGCUUUUUCAAAAUUAACUUAUUAUUCAGUAUUCUAUAUAUACAUAUAUAUGUUUUUCAUAUGUAGGCGUGCGACCAUAAGAUGCAAAUUCGAUACGUUUGUGCUAAAUAUCCCGGCAGUAGUCAUGAUUCUCACAUAUGGGAUAUGAGUGAUUUGAAAAUCAUUAGCGCAUCAAAUUAUCGGAGAGGACAUGCAAAUUUAAUACUAGGUGUCAAAGGCUAUCCUCUUCAACCGUGGCUCAUAACUCCGUUUAGGGAACCAAUAACAUGCGUCCGAAAAAGUAGAUUCAACACAUAUCCUGCUAAAGGCCGAAUUGUUAUUGAGAAAACAAUAGGUUUAUUAAAAUCGGUAUUUCGUUGUCUUUGCAGUGAACGAGGACUACAUUACGCACCAUAUAAAGCAGCGCGUAUUGUCAAUUUAUGCUGCGCAUUGCAUAAUAUUCGUUUGCAUUUUAAUUCAAAUGAAAACAUAAAUGAAUUAAACCUGGACACAACUGAAAAUGCAUAUUCCAACGAAGAUGAGAAUGGUAUAGAUGAUACGCCUACCGAUGAAGCAAAUAGAAUUAGAGAUAGUUUUUUAGAUAUUUUUUAAUUUAAGUUCAUAGUAUAUAUUCAUAUUAAAAUUAUUUAAAUAAACAUAAAAAUUCAUUAAACGAAUUAUUAGAAAUUAAAAAUAAAAACUUAUGGAUUAUUUAAAUGUUGUAGUUCAGGUUCUAAAAUUAUUUUUUUUCCAUUACAGCAUUAUGUCGCUUCAUUUCCUUCAAUUUAUCUUUUUCAAUUUCAUAGAGUUUUCUUAUCAACCUGUUUGUUUCAGAUUGUUCUUGUGCAUGUUCGCUCUGUUGCUUCAUAAGCGUGUUUAGAACUUUUGAAACAUUGUCCUCCAUUUUUUUUGGAUAUUUAUUUGCUCCUCAAGAAGACUCAUUUUAUUUAUUUUCUGCUUCUUGUGCGGUGUACAGUGGGUCAGGUG
This is a messenger RNA of Bactrocera dorsalis (oriental fruit fly), 2071 nucleotides long. RefSeq names its product putative nuclease HARBI1. Bases 1187 to 1696 code for a protein of 169 amino acids. Lineage: Eukaryota; Metazoa; Arthropoda; Insecta; Diptera; Tephritidae. The record is from RefSeq and is a predicted model, not a curated record. The transcript has 2 exons.